Messenger RNA from Camelus dromedarius (Arabian camel), 1002 nucleotides. It is a transcript of the gene PGLYRP1, whose product is annotated as peptidoglycan recognition protein 1. Lineage: Eukaryota; Metazoa; Chordata; Mammalia; Artiodactyla; Camelidae. Gene Ontology annotation, biological process: peptidoglycan catabolic process; detection of bacterium; defense response to Gram-positive bacterium. The record is from RefSeq and is a predicted model, not a curated record. The coding region runs from base 325 to 906 and encodes 193 amino acids. Gene Ontology annotation, molecular function: N-acetylmuramoyl-L-alanine amidase activity; zinc ion binding; peptidoglycan immune receptor activity. The transcript is spliced from 3 exons.
CAAAGCAGGGCAGGGAUCCAGACCCUAGGUCCUCCAGAAAUCACAGGGCAAGGUGCCCAGGGGCCUGUGUGCCUCUCCCCACCCCUGCUCUCGGCUAGGUGAGGGGCCCUUUGGCUUUACCACGGGCUCCCACCUCCCCACCUCCCCCGGAUCUGACCACAUAGCAACCUGGUUGCAACCCCACCAGAGAAGGAAGUGGAGUCUGGGGUCCCACCGGAAAGUCCCUGGUGGUGUGAUGCAAGACCUUCCCGCCACUCCGCCCCGGCAGAUAAAAGCACAGGGCCAGCCGCGAGGUGCCAGCUGUCCCCGCGCGAUCUGCCUGCCAUGACCCGGCACUGCGUGCUUCUCGUCUGGGCUCUCCUCGCCCUCCUCAGCCUCGGAGCGGCUCGAGAAGACCCGCCGGCCUGCGGCUCCAUCGUGCCCCGCCGAGAGUGGAGGGCCCUGGCGUCCGAGUGCAGAGAAAGGCUAACACGGCCGGUGCGCUACGUGGUGGUGUCGCACACUGCGGGCAGCCACUGCGACACCCCGGCUUCGUGCGCGCAGCAGGCCCAGAACGUGCAAAGCUACCAUGUGCGGAACCUGGGCUGGUGCGACGUGGGCUACAACUUCCUGAUCGGAGAAGAUGGGCUCGUGUACGAAGGCCGAGGCUGGAACAUCAAGGGCGCCCACGCAGGUCCCACCUGGAACCCCAUAUCCAUAGGCAUCUCCUUCAUGGGCAACUAUAUGAAUCGAGUGCCCCCGCCCCGCGCCCUCCGGGCAGCCCAGAAUCUGCUGGCUUGUGGUGUGGCUCUGGGAGCCCUGAGAUCCAACUACGAGGUCAAAGGACACCGGGAUGUGCAGCCGACCCUCUCUCCAGGUGACCGGCUCUACGAAAUCAUCCAGACUUGGUCACACUACCGCGCAUGAGGCCCUCUCCGGCUCGGCACACCGCUCCCAUCCCCACUCUGUCAGAAACCCCACUGCCUCUCCCCCCCCCCCAAUAAAGGUGAAGCUCAAACUGUA